GCCGUGCCUGACACUGGCUUCCCCGCUUUCCCUCGCCCGUCAUGAAUGGCUUCGUGGCCGGGCAAUUCCGGAUCUCCAAGCCGGAGACUGGCUUCCAGCAGAAGGCCGGGUCAUACCGGGACUUCGGCACCGUGGAGCAGUUCCAGAAGACCACGGGCCUGGCGCGGAAGCGCACCACAGGCACCGCCAUGCCCCGUGAGAACUCCAUCCACAAGGGCCUGAUCGUGUGCACCAAGGAGUAUGGCGCCUUUGUACAGAUCAGUAGAGGCGAGAAAUACAAGGACGGCUUCCUCCACAUCGGUUGCCUGCCCAAUCCUCCUGGUGUGGAGCGAGUGGAGGUGGUCAACUCCGUGGUUCGCGAAGGCGAUCAGGUCUGGGUCAAGGUCCGUGACGUCGAUGAAGAGAGUGGCAAGUAUGCUCUCGACAUGAGGUUUGUCCACCAGAAGGACGGACGAGACCUGGAUCCGUUCAACGGCCGCGGGCGAGUCCCCAAAGACGUCGGCUGGGUGUUUCCAAAGCAGCAGUUGAAGCACAUCCAGGAGGCGAACGCGGUCAUCUCCGCGCAAAAGGUAGGCUUUGACGUGGACAUCGAGGCAAAGAAGCAGGAGGAGGAGGAGGCAGCCCUCAAGAGGAUGCAGGUGGAAUCAUCUGAAGAGGAGAGCGACCCCGCGGAUAAGAAGGCGAAGAAGCUGAAGAAGAAGCUGGAGAAGCAGAAGCAAAAGCUCGAAAAGCUGAAGCAGCUGAAGUCAGAGAAGGGCAGCGAGAGAGGGAAAGCAAAGGAGAAAGUGAAGGAGAAAGAAAGGGAGAAGGAGAAAGAGAAGAAGGAGAAGAAACGGAAGAAGUGCUCUUCCAGCGCAAGCUGACAAAAGAAGUGCGUCAGCUUUUGUUUUGCACGAGCACGAAACUUGCUAAGGCAUGGGGCGCGAGGCCUGGGGAAAC
This is a messenger RNA of Effrenium voratum, 939 nucleotides long. Lineage: Eukaryota; Dinophyceae; Suessiales; Symbiodiniaceae. The record is from the annotation of a GenBank genome assembly.